Messenger RNA from Contarinia nasturtii (swede midge), 6081 nucleotides. Its product is annotated as Ig-like and fibronectin type-III domain-containing protein 1. Gene Ontology annotation, molecular function: protein binding. Bases 1171 to 5499 code for a protein of 1442 amino acids. The record is from RefSeq and is a predicted model, not a curated record. The transcript is spliced from 20 exons. Lineage: Eukaryota; Metazoa; Arthropoda; Insecta; Diptera; Cecidomyiidae.
AUUAAGAAUAUUUGAAUAAAUUGCAAUAUUUGUGACAUUAUUCAAAAAGAAUAUUUAUCAAUUUUUCAAUAAUUUUGUUGUAUUGAUGCUGAUCACAUGAGAGCGAUAAUUCAGUGUCGUGUAUAACCUUUCAUUCGAAACGAAUUAAUUUAUCACUAUUCAUUUAUUUUUUUGUUUACACAUCCUAAUGAUAGUUCAUCAAAUCGAAAGUUGUUUCCUUUAUAUUUUGACGCUGAACCAAAAGACAAAAAAGCCGUUCGAUUUCUGAUGCGGUUUUUGUUUAUUUAAAUAAAAUUGAUUUGGAUGGAUUCGAUUUGAAAUUGAUCAAUUAAAAAGGUAUGUAAAUGAUAAACUUGUUCAUAAACGCAACCAAUAUUUCUUAGCCAAAACCCCCGCCAAAUCGAAUGUAUUUUCGUCGAAACUCUUCCUAACGAAAUGAAUGUGUAACGGAAAUUAUGCAUUAAAUCAUUCGACUAAACCAGUGUGUGGUUGUUGUUUAUAUAUAGUUAAAUUCUUGUGACGCCCGCUGGAAAAAAGAUCAUGACAAAAAAGUGUAAAAAUUAUCACAAUGUCUUUUUAAGCAAUUCGUUGCAAGACGGUCAAUAUUGCGUUCUAUAGACUAUUCGAGUAGCGAGAGAGAGAGAGAGAGAGAGCGACAAAGAUAGAGAACGAUACAUUUAUCUAAAACAAUCGUAGUUGCGACAACUGUAUUUUGCGAUUCCGCAUCAUCAAGUGGCUCAUCACUUUUUCCAUCAUCUAAUCAGACAACUGGUGUGUGCUCGUUGCGCCACUGAUUGUGUAUAUGUGUUUCUUCUUAUUGUCACGAAUACAGAAAAAACAAUCAUAAUAAUAAUAAUAACAAUAAAAAAAAAGAGUAUAUAAAAAGGGAAGAAGAGUAAGAAACAGGAAGACGAACAAUCAUUAUAUUAAUUUUGUGAAUGCGAUUUGUGUACCAACCGAUUAUCUAUGUGUAAAACGUUUUAAUUCAAUCUUAAAGGAACGUUUAAGUGCUAAAAAGAAAUACGUAUACUGUUUUUGCUUAUAUUGUGCUGGAAAGUAGCGAUCUGGGGACCAUUACGAGCAAGACGUAAACAGACAAAAAAUAUCCCCCGAUUUUUUAAUUGACAUUUGACUAGUGGAUAGUUCAGACGAUUUCGGUGUGCCUUUAUAAUGAUACCAAUUUGUGCUUUAUUUUUAUCGACUUUAAUCACUUUUAACUAUGCCAAAGCAAAUCCAAUUGGAACUGGUGGUCCAACAGUCGUGACUGAAGGUAAGGAUGCCUUGUUAACAUGCGUGAUAAUGGGAUCGUUUUCAAACGAUACUGUCUUAUGGCGUCGAGGAAAUAAUGAAAUUCUGGCAGCGGGCAGAAGUAGAGUGACUAGUGACAGACGUUUUCGAGUCUUACACGAUGAAUCACCGAAAGGAAAAAUGCAAAAUGCAUCCUCUGGUGGUGAUGUAUGGGUGCUUCUUAUUACGGAUACCAAAGCCACUGACUCCGAUCUAUAUGUGUGCGAAGUGAAUAGUGAUCCGCCGAUAAAAAGUUUUCACUCUUUAAAAGUUAAAUCAAUCAAUGCAACGAGUAAAUCAGUUGCAUCAAAAAAUACUUCUUCAGUUACAACAUCACCAAUUUCGGAUGAUUCCGGUGAAUCGGUCGAAUAUAUUCAUGAUUUUACCGAUUGUUGUACGUCGUCGAAUGUUUCAAGUAAAUGUUUGGGAUUUUGUAAGAUACACAACAUCAUCGAUGGAACGGCCGGCGUUGAGCCGGAUGUAUGCGAAACGGAUUUUCCUCUUAUUGUAAAAUGCAUGGCUGAUGGCCGAAAUCACUUACCAUGUUGUGAACAAAAAAAAAUUCCCGACGUGUGCCAGGAUAUGUGUGUCGGUGACUAUACACCAUUUACCGAUUACGUGCGAAGUCGAGUGUCUUGUGUUGCUCACACAUUGCCCGCAUUGAAGUGCAUUUUGGAAGGGGUACAAAAUAUCCCAAGUCCACCGCAAGCAAUUGAAGUUGAACCAUUGGAUGAGAAUUCGUUGCAAGUUAGUUGGUCACCACCAAAGUCGACCGCUAAACCGACGAGCUAUUCGAUAUAUUGCACCGUUUUACACACCUUUGAUGAAGCAUCUGUACCAAAUAUUACAAGUGAAGUGGCUGUUACUGUGUCAUCCGAUUUGGAUUCAGCUGUUAUACAUCAUUUAAAACCAAACACAAUGUAUUCGAUUACAAUGACUGCAAAUAAUAAUUAUGGAUCCAGUUUAUCUAGCGAUCGAGUUCGAUCGCUUACAUUGGACAAUGGCGUUGGUUCGAAAACUAGCGUGGCUGUUGUACCAGUUUUACCAGAUGUCCGAGGUUGCUGCAUUCGAAAUGGAAUGACUCAUCGUAAUUGUGUCGAUAAAAUGUGUGACCCAAAGAAAACCGAUUUCACGCAAAUUCCCGAUUUAAUGGUAUGCGCACCUUGGGCAAACAUCACAUUUUCAUGUUUGGCAAAUAAAAUCGAUCAUACGCCUUGUUGUAAAUCAAGAGGAAUUCCGGACACAUGCUUAUCAUUUUGUUCUGGAAAUGUAACAACUAUCACAUUUGCAUUGUUCCGAUGUCUACAAUAUAUGUCGGAAUAUAGUAGUUGUUUGCUACAAGGAUAUGGUGUGUUAGCCGGAACCCCAACGCGUGUAAAAGCUAGACUAAUUGCAUCACGAUUUGCAAUUAUCGAAUGGAAUGCGCCAAAACUUUUACCUGAAACGGUCACCAGUUAUAAUGUUCAUUUACGUAAAAUGGAUACAGAAGAAACGUUUACUAUAAUUGAAAAGGAUCAUGCACCAAUAAUCAUUGAAGACUUGGACGCCAACAGUUUCUACGAGGUAUAUGUUGUUGCAGUGAAUGCGCACGGACGUGGACCGCCUUCUUCUCGCCUCGUUUUUCAUACAAAACCUCAAAUUGAUUUUAGUGAAUCCACAUCAUCAUCAACGUAUAACAUAACCAAUUGCUGUAAAACAGCAUCAAUAUUACCUCAAUGCAUGCCAUUAUGUACAUAUGAUAUAAAGGUUUCUGAUCUACUACUCCUUGGACAAGCGUGCUCUCUGCAAAUGGGAGCUCUUGCAAAAUGCGCUGCUGGCGGUCGUGAUCAUACACCCUGCUGUUCACGUCGAGGUGUUGUGCCCAAAUGUUUGUCGUUGUGCCGCGGUUUGAUUCCGCAACCACAUGUGGAUUGCUUAGCUUAUGGUGGUAAUAUUAUUCAAUGUUUCGAAGAAGGAACUGAAAACAUUCCAGGACCGGUUGAAAAUUUCCAUGCAACACUUGUUACCAAAUCAUCCAUUUCACUGGAAUGGAUACCAAACGAAGAAGAUAAUAAUCACACAGUAAAUGCCCCAAAGAAAACCGUUGACAUUGACUAUAUUGUACAAUAUGGAAAAGUCAAUAAUAUGACUUUGUAUGAGACUGUCUCAAAAAUGGAAAAUGAAUUGAACACAACUGACAAUGACAUUGAACUAACCAAUCUCGAAAGUAAUGCACUGUAUCGUGUCACUGUUUUUGCUCGCAAUGCCCAUGGCAUGUCGCUUCCCUCAUCGAUGCUGUUAAUCAAUACAACCGAUAAUGUGAGAGACACUGAUUCGUCAAAUUAUGGUGUUCCCUCUCCACCGCAUUCGUUAUCAAUUUCAGCCCACAGUGCAACUUAUGUCACCAUCAAUUGGCAGCCACCCGAAUAUUCACAUCUACACGAAACAAUAACCUAUCAUGUUUAUCACAAGGCGACAGCAGAUAAUGAAACAUUUACCACAAUUGAAACGAGGCUGACAUAUGCACGAUUAGUCAAUUUGAAACCAAAUUCUCAGCAUAUCAUUUAUGUCGUUGCCAUUGGUCAAAAAGGAGAGAGUCUACCGUCCGAAACACUGGUUGCAUUCACAGAUCCAGCUUUGCCAGCUUUUGUCGAUCCGCCAGCAAUACAGCCUGACCUUGUUAAAGAAGGUGGUUCAAUGACAAUUUUCUGUUUGGCCUUGGGAAAUCCAGUACCAACAAUUUCACUCUACAUUGGUGGACAUCUUGUGCGACAGGAAGUUGGUCGUCACAUAGUGACAACCAUUCAAAAUGUUACCAAAGAUAUGGAACAUAUUCUAUGUUACGCAACAAAUGGAUAUGGUGUACCAACCCAGGCUGGAAAAAAGAUUAAAAUCAAUUUUGCGCCUAAAGUUCAACCAUCGGCCGUUACGUUAGCUUUGCUCGGCGAUCGUGUUGAGUUGAAGUGUGUUGUAAAAUCGAAACCACCACCAAAAGUAAUCUUUUGGCGAGAUCACGAGGGUCAUGAACCGAUUCCACUGGGAAGCAAUUAUGAAAUGACAACCGAUGCUAGUUCCGAUGAUCCAAGUACAAUGACCAUGACUCUAUCGAUUCUGCGACUAAGAAACGAAUUUGUUGGCGAUUAUUUCUGUCAUGCAGAAAAUGAGAUUGGAUCUGACACCCGAGCCGUAUCGGUUCGAAUUCGAAAUAUGCCGGCCGCUCAUAAUGUUUCUGAAUGUUGUAUUGCACAAAAUGUGUCAUCAGCCUGUAUGGAUGCAUGUAGUUUUUACAUUGAUAUCGAUGCCGUCAAAAAUAGACCGGAAUGUCUUGUUGAUUUCGAUAAAUUAAUGAAAUGUGCAGCUGAUGGUUCUGAUCAUCGUUCGUGCUGUGCAAACGGUGAUGUACCACGAUAUUGUUUGAAUUGGUGUCGAGGCGAAGCAUUGAAUUCAUUAAGAUAUGGUGUAUGUGUGUUGCAACACACAAAAACGAUUAUCGAUUGCUUUCAAUCGAAUCGUGAUCGUUUACCAAGUCCACCGUUGAAUUUAGCUGUGAUGAUUGUUUCAAAUUCAGAAGUUUUGAUCAAAUGGGAACCACCAAAAAAGAAUGCACACAUGGUUGAAGGAUAUCGCGUGUAUUGGCACGAAGUGGAACCAACCGACAACAAUCCAAUCAAUACGAUUAACGGAAUCGGUACCUAUCGCGUCGAUACCAAAGAUCUAAACAUUCGAAUUGGUGAUUUGAGACCGAAUAUUGUUUAUGAAUUGGUUGUCAAGGCUGGCAAUCAAUUUGGAUCAAGUGUAUUGACUGAUCCAAUCAAAUUUCAACUUGGACAGCAAUAUAUCACAUCAGCGUCUGGUUCUGGUUCGACUGGCGCUAUGCUCGGCAUUUUCGCUGGAAUGGUAGCAAUUGCAUUAGCCAUUGCAGCAGUUUUAUUAUAUAAGAAACGAAUAACAAUGAAAGCCACUGCUAAUGGAGGUGUUUCGUUUGAAAAUCCAAGCUAUUUGCGAGAGGUCAACAUGGAAAACGUUCAAAUUUCUUCGUUGUCAGGUGAUACAUUGAACUGGAGACCGGAAUCGUCUUCAGCGACAGGAACAAUAGGAACAACGACCAAUAGUCAAGUUAGUGAUCAAAAUCAAUCGUCGAGCAUACCGACUGCAACUGAAGUGAAUCCAUCAAUUUACGAUGAAUUGAAACUAGGUCAUAAAGGGGCUGGUUUUAAAAGAUUGGUUUCUUAAAUAACCGCUAUAUUACCACAUUAUUAAUUAUAUCGGAGUGAUGAAAUUUUGUAAUUAUAACAAAUUGUGUUUUCGUCCUGCAACACAUCGUUUUAUACAGCCGUGCUUUCCAACGUUUUAUUCGACCUUAGCGAAGAUAAAAAAAUAAAAUACAAACUAAAAAUAAAUGUUAAUGAAGAAAAAAAAACGAGAAAUAUUUGCCAUUUGCAAUAAUUUGUGCAACGCUCACAAAACAAUUUGAUGACCACGAUUCAUUCGAUUAAGAAUUUCUUUUCCAAAAGCAAUAAAUUGACUUUUCUCAAAUCAUAUAGCGAUUAAUGGCAGAAAAUGUAAAUACUUUUAUGAUAAAUAAGAAUUUGCGAGAAAAAUGAAAUGGAAUCUCUAGUCAAUUAAAUAAAUAUGCUUUUACAUUGUUCUGUAAAUGUAGCAGGUCUCACACCAAAAAGCACAAACAAACCCUAAUUGUGAAAAUGAAAAACUACGUUUAUUGUAUAGUAAAGAAAAGAGAUUUGGAAAGCGAAGCAAAUUCACCGUUUUAUAAAUAAUAAUACAAAUCCUGUACAGAGAGAACUUAAGGGAAAC